Messenger RNA from Linderina pennispora, 1173 nucleotides. RefSeq names its product ALDH-like protein. The transcript is spliced from 5 exons. Bases 1 to 1173 code for a protein of 390 amino acids. The record is from RefSeq and is a predicted model, not a curated record. Gene Ontology annotation, molecular function: oxidoreductase activity, acting on the aldehyde or oxo group of donors, NAD or NADP as acceptor. NCBI's taxonomy places the organism in Eukaryota, Fungi, Kickxellomycota, Kickxellomycetes, Kickxellales, Kickxellaceae.
AUGUGGUGGGAUUCGAGUACCUGGCAUACAGGCCUGCCUGGGCAGCGCUGUCCGUGGACGGAGCGCACCGCCUACCUGCGCCGCAUCGCCGACCUGAUUGAAGCCAACAACCAGCUCCUGGCUGAGUUCGAGUCCCUUGACCAAGGCAAGCCGGUCAAGUCGGCAGCCAUGAUGGAUUUCCCGGCGUGCUCCUGGCUACUUCCGCCAGUUCUCCGACUACGUCGAGGCAGGCAUCGAGGAAAGCUGGGCCCCGCCCUGGCCCUGGGCAACACCGUCAUUGUGAAGCCGACUGAGCUGACCAGCGUCACUCCUUACCUGCUCACCAAGAUCAUCGAUGCUGCCGGCGUCCCUCCCGGCGUCAUCAACAUUCUGUUCGGCACUGGCCAGGGAUGCUGGUGCGCCGCUGGUCAAGCACAAGGAUGUGCGUGCGGUUUCAUUCACUGGCGGCUCGCUGACCGGCUCCAAGAUUGGCGCUAUGGCCUGGCGGCCUCUACAAGCGCGUUUCGACUGGAGCUCGGCGGCAAGAACCCGUCGAACCAGGGCGAGAUCUGCCUGUGCACAUCGCGCGUCUAUGUGCAGCGCAGCAUCUACGACAAGUUCCUCGACGCCUUCCGCCAGAAGGUGCUGGAGCAGGUGCGUGUCGGCAACCCGAGCGACCCGCAGACCUUCUACGGCCCUGUGGUCAGCGCCCAGCACCAGGAAAAGGUCACGGGCUACAUCCGCCUGGCGCAGCAGGAGGGUGCAAACGUCGAGUUCCUUAUUAACCCGGCCGACAAGGCUGUCAAGAAUAUUGCUGCCGACGGAAAGCUCACCAUUGACGGGUUCGAGGGCGGGUACUAUAUUGCGCCGACCCUGAUCACCAACAUCUCGCAAAAGAGAUCUUUGGUCCCGGUUGUCGCCGUCCUGCCGUUUGAUACUGAGGAGGAGGGCGUGGCUCUGGCCAACGAUACCGAGUACGGCCUUGGCGCUGUUGUCUGGACCGAAGACAAGCAGAGGCUGGCCCGCGUGCAAAGCCAGAUCAACUCUGGGAUGGUCUGGGGCAACUGCUGGCUCAGCUGGGACGAUGAGAUGCCGUUCGGCGGUAUGGGCUGCUCGGGAACUAGCCGCGAGCACGGCAAGUGGAGCCUGGACUUCUACACGGAGCUGAAGGCCAUCUACACCUACAACGAGUGA